ACGUUGAAAGAUCCACCCCUUCGAGAACACCUGGCGGUCUAUAGAUAGUUCGUCUCGUGUUGAAAGCCCAAAGAAACCCUCUCCGUUUCCGACAGUACACAAAUGUUCUUAUCCAAAUUUGUUAACAUCACAAAUACCUCCAACUGGAUCAUUACAAAUGCUUAUUAAUGAUGGACUUGUAAGAGGCACCACUUAAGCACAGUUUAGAAUGAAAUUAAGAGCAGCAGGGGGCCCUUGCGUUUAAAUAACUUUCUCAAGAUGCAUCUUUCCACAUCCAAAUAAUGUAGUAGAUUCAUGGUCCAACUACAAUGUCUGUAAAGCCACCAAGUUUAAUAGUGUACGCCAGUUGUUGAAGUAGAAUGACCCAAGAAAAUGACCAGAAAAACUUGUACUCUCCGCUCCUUCAAACCCAAAGUGAUACGUCGCAAUUGCCGAAAAGAAACUCAUCAUUUUCAUACCACAGUGACAGUCUACAUCAGAAUCCACUCUUUGAAAAUGCAAGUACCACCAGAAAAGACACACCAGAAAGCGCCGAUUUGUCGGCUAUGUCAGUACUAAGCUUGUACCAAAAGGGAGACAAUUUAGAUCAAGACAUGGACACUGGCCAGGACUUUUCGGACUUCCCAAAACAACGGCCGAAAGUGAUGAUAGUUAAGAAUUCGAGUUGCGAUUCGCACGCAAAUCAUCGGGACGGUCAGGGCGACGUAGAUCCGGUGAAAUGCCCUCAACCGAAGAUAUUUUUCAACGAUGGCGUGAAAUCCGUCGAUUUUAUCAUGGUUUGGGACGGGUUCGACGACCAAGCCGUUACGGAAGAAGCCUACACCAAACGGCGGAUAUUCGAGACAAAUUUAAUCAAAGAGGGACUGGAGUUGCAGUACGAACCUCAAGAGAAAAACGGAUUAAAUUUUGUCAAGAUCCAUGCCCCAAAAGAAGUUUUGAGGAGGUACACAGAAAUAUUAAAGAUGAGGAUGCCAAUGAAAGAGGAGUUGUGUAAGUUGCCCAGAGAAUUUCGAAACAAUUUAUUUCACAGUGCAACUUCUUACUUUAAACAGAAGCUUCCAGCAUUGAACCAAAUUAAUACACGCAACAAUUUCAUAAUAGAAGGCAUAACAAAUUCGUGGGACAAAAUCAAAAGUCUAGUGUUUGUCGAUACGGAAAAAUUUCCAGAAAAGAAGCAACGAUUCACCGCAAUUUACAGUAGAGAUAGGGAAUAUUUAUUCGAUGUGGAUUCUCCGUGUUUUUUCACUCCGGCGAUUCAUUCGAGAAUCGUGCAAUUUAUCCUGGACAGAAAACGUUUUAGUGAAAACAAUCACGACGAUUUUGCAUUCGGAAUCGAAAGGUUGAUCAACGAGAAGGUUUAUGUAGCUAUUUAUCCGUUGCACGAUGGUGAUCUUAAGACCCCCGGUUCGGUGAGAAAUUUAUUAUACAACGAAUGGGCUUCAGUCAGCAAAUGGUACAGAUAUCAACCUUUGGAUCACGUUAAGGAAUACUUUGGAGUGAAGAUCGCCCUGUAUUUCGCCUGGUUGGGUUACUACACUCAUAUACUGAUGCCCGCUGCUGUUGUCGGAUUGGCCUGUUUUAUUUAUUCCGUCGCCACUUUGUAUAACAAUAAGCCGAGUGAGGACAUUUGCAAUUUGAAUCUGACAACGAAGAUGUGUCCGUUAUGUGAUUAUUGGUGCGAUUAUUGGGACAUUAAGGAAACUUGUGUUCACGCCAGGAUUACUUACUUGUUCGAUAAUCCGACUACCGUGUUCUUUGCCAUUUUCAUGUCAUUUUGGGCGACCUUAUUUUUGGAACUGUGGAAGAGAUACUCGGCGGAGAUAACGCACAGAUGGGAUUUGACCGGUUUCGACGUUCAAGAAGAACAUCCCCGACCUCAAUACCUCGCCAGAUUGGCCCACAUCAAACGGAAACGCAUCAACAUCGUAACCAACACUAUGGAACCGGACGUGCCUUUUUGGAAAAUACGAGUGCCCAUCACCAUAUUCAGUUUCUCGGUCGUCCUACUCUUGGUGACAAUGGCUUUGGCCACGGUUGUCGCUGUCGUUUUAUACAGGAUGUCGGUGUUGGUAGCGUUGCAAGUGUACGCUGGACAAGUGGACAAUAGUUAUGCAAUUCUCUUUACAACAACGACCGCAGCAUGCAUAAACUUGUGCUGCAUCGUCGUCUUCAACUGGAUUUACACGUUCGUGGCCGAAUACCUGACCGAGUUCGAGUUACUCCGGACCCAAACGGAAUUCGACGACUCGCUCACCCUCAAAAUCUACUUGUUGCAGUUCGUCAAUUACUACGCGUCGAUUUUCUACAUCGCCUUUUUCAAGGGCAAGUUUAUAGGUUACCCGAAACGCUAUAACAAGAUUUUCGGAUACAGACAAGAGGAGUGCGGACCCGGCGGUUGUUUGAUGGAGCUGUGCAUCCAGUUGGCGAUCAUCAUGAUCGGAAAACAAGCGAUGAACACAGUUUUGGAAAUGCUCUUCCCACUGUUCUACAAAUGGCUGAACACUUUAAAAGUAAAGACUGGCUUGAGCAAGGAUUAUAUGUCUUGUAAAGGUUGCCAGCCGCAAUGGUUAAAAGACUUCAAACUUGUUGAAUGGGGACCCAGAAGUCUUUUCCCCGAGUACUUAGAAAUGGUUCUUCAAUAUGGAUUCGUUACGAUUUUUGUGGCGGCGUUUCCUCUGGCGCCGUUCUUCGCACUACUUAACAACAUCCUAGAGAUGAGACUAGAUGCCAGAAAACUAUUAAUAUUUUACAGAAGGCCUGUUUCACAACGCGUAAAAGAUAUUGGAGUUUGGUACAGGAUUUUAGACUCUAUCGGAAAAUUAUCGGUCGUCACCAAUGGGUUUAUAAUAGCGUUCACCUCGGAAUUCAUACCAAGAUUGGUUUAUAGAAUGAUGGUUAGUCCUGAUCAAAGUCUCGACGGGUACCUAAACUACACCUUAUCCUAUUUCAAAACGUCCGACUUUCAAAUCAGUUCUGCACCCAAAAAUUACAGUUCAGAAGAGUUCUGUCGGUAUCCCGAUUACAGAGAACCUCCUUGGUCCCCCAACAAAUACGAGAGAUCUACAAUGUACUGGAUUAUUUUGGCAGCCCGACUAAUUUUCGUCGUUAUUUUCGAAAACAUCGUGGUGCUCGUGAUGAUCGUCGUCAAGUGGUGUAUUCCGGACAUUCCUGGCGAUCUCAAAGAUCGUAUUCGACGAGAGGCUUACAUCACCAACGAGAUUAUAAUCAAGCAGGAGACUAUUCGUGCUCAAAACGGUCACUUAUAUUCCGAGUGGCCAGCAAAGAAGGAACGGUUAAGAAACAUGGAAGAGUGCCCGGCGACACCAGAACAGUGGGACAGAUUGAUUAGUAAGUCUUUGUCUGGUAGUGAAUUUGAUCUGAUGGUUCACGGCAACGAACCCUGUUGCAAUAACUGUAAUAACGUUAAAUCACCAUCGUCUGUUUAAAAUGAUUAUAGUUCUAGUCAAGAAACCAAAUAAUAACUAAACACUAACUGUUGGAUUGGCUGUUUAUAAGUAAGACAAAUGUUAUUUCAAAUUGUAAAUAUUUUAUUAAACCAGUUGAAUAGCACAGACAAUAUGUGUUACAUACUCCUGAACUGCCUUAAAAAAUCACUCAAAUAUUAUAUUUUUAUAUAAGUACUUGAUUGUUUGUAAUUUAAUAUGAAUAUAUUAUGAAUUAAUGACCUCAAUAUACCAAAAGUAGCACUAAUAUACGUUUUGUACUUAUAUGCUGGAUUAAUGUGGGAUGUUCCUUAUCUAUUGUUAUAAGUUUGCUUUUAUUUAUUGUUAUUCUGAUUGUAGUCCCAAGUUAGUUUUUAAGUACUUUUGUGAUUUAUACGCAUUGUGAUUGUACUAUUUAUCCUUAAUAAACUUUUGCUUUUGUUUA
Messenger RNA from Aethina tumida (small hive beetle), 3888 nucleotides. RefSeq names its product anoctamin-5. NCBI's taxonomy places the organism in Eukaryota, Metazoa, Arthropoda, Insecta, Coleoptera, Nitidulidae. The coding region runs from base 360 to 3446 and encodes 1028 amino acids. Gene Ontology annotation, molecular function: chloride channel activity; protein dimerization activity. Gene Ontology annotation, biological process: chloride transmembrane transport. The transcript is spliced from 16 exons. Gene Ontology annotation, cellular component: plasma membrane. The record is from RefSeq and is a predicted model, not a curated record.